ACACCGUGUAGCCACCUUUUGUACACAUGACAAUCGCCAUUCCCAUUUCUGGCCGUUGUACUGCAAUGAAGGAGUAGUUCCUGGUGGACGUGUAUAUAAGACACUGCCAGACAUGGUGCACGCAGUUUGACUGUUACUAUUAUUUGACGUUUACUAGUAAACUUGAAACUGAUUCUUACCAGGUACACAGGUCUGACUACACAUCGUGCGACAUGCGGCGUAUCCUGUGGGUAGCCUGGGCAGCAACACUGCUCGCUCUUUCCAUCUGCAGAACAGCUUCAGCCAGUCAGGGGCCAAAGGUCAUCUCGAUAAAGGAACAACUUGAAGAUCUGACCUCAAGAUUCACUAAAUUGGAAAAGAAAGUGAAGCAGAGGCAGACUGAAACAUGGAAUAUUCAAGCUCCCAUCCAGAAAGAUGGCUGGACCUUAUGUUUUCGAGCCACUGCUGGUCUGGGAUCCCCUGUAUACGACACAUGGACGCACGUUGGUUACCAUGACGACUACAAAUACACCCGCACCAGCAUGCCCUGCGGCUGCACCGCGACAAGCGGGUCAUGUGACCGCCACUACCGCAGCUUCCUCGUGGAUGUCUGGCCCUCUAGGAACCUGGAGAAGGUGAAAGUGGCUUUAUAUGAAAAUGGCGUGGAGAAGGCUUUCAUGGAAUUCAGGGGACUGGACAGCAACUAUCUGAACUGGUUUUCGGCAGACAGGCUUCUAAACUCUUCCUGGACGGACAUCAGUGGGUCUGCUUUACCCUACUUCAGCAUUUUUGGCAUCGACGAGCCUGGACGAGUGACUCGGCGUUUCUACGUCAGCAAGGGUCACUAUGGAUGUCCAUCUGAUUUUGGUUGGAUCAGCAUCAAGGACAAAGGCCACGUAUGCACUUGGGAGACCGCAUCACACCUGCCGACAUUUUUCUACUCCAAAGCACAAACAGGAAUCACGUGGGAAACUCAAGGAUCUCUGGUCGGUCGUGCGGAUGUGCUGGCUGUGUGGCUCAAGCUUCGCAGUGAUGUAGACAUGAACAAACCCUGUUUGCCCUAAGUCUACCCCUCCCUGAACAAACCUUGUUUUCCAUAAGUCUACCCCUCCCUGAACAAACCUUGUUUUCCAUAAGUCUACCCCUCCCUGAACAAAUCCUGUUUGCCGUGUCUACCCCUCGCUUCAUUCUUGAGUUGUGUAACAAAGGGUUAACUAUAUCACACACUAGUAGGUAAUCUUGCAUGUAUUCGUUGAUGUUUUCCUUCAAUAUCAUGCCCAAAUAAAAAGUUUGAAAAAUCA
Molecule: messenger RNA, 1280 nt
Organism: Pomacea canaliculata
Lineage: Eukaryota; Metazoa; Mollusca; Gastropoda; Architaenioglossa; Ampullariidae
Exons: 7
Coding region: 213-1043 (276 amino acids)
Source: RefSeq, a predicted model, not a curated record